GCCGCCAAGGCCGCCGCGGCCACCAGGGGGGAAGCCUCCGCCCAGGCCGCUGCCGCCGUCGUGGGGCGGUCCUUCCCCAUGCUGGAGGAGACGGCGCUGCGGGCAAACAUCGGCCCUGCGGAGGUCGAACAGCUGGUAUGGUAUCGACCCGCUGGCGAGAGCAAGAGGGCGCAGCUGCGUAAGUACCG
Molecule: messenger RNA, 188 nt
Organism: Prorocentrum cordatum
Lineage: Eukaryota; Dinophyceae; Prorocentrales; Prorocentraceae
Source: the annotation of a GenBank genome assembly